Messenger RNA from Lepidothrix coronata (blue-crowned manakin), 1243 nucleotides. RefSeq lists its product as uncharacterized. NCBI's taxonomy places the organism in Eukaryota, Metazoa, Chordata, Aves, Passeriformes, Pipridae. The transcript has 3 exons. The coding region runs from base 1 to 1227 and encodes 408 amino acids. The record is from RefSeq and is a predicted model, not a curated record.
AUGACCUCCAGCAGCCUGGCCGUCUGCCUGAAGCCAAACUUGCUGAGCCUGCUCAAGGAGGACCUGCUCAAGGUCAUGCUAGUGGUGACUGAGAAGGGUGCUGGCAGAGCCUGGCCUGCUCUGGCUUAUGCCUGGACUCCUGUUGAACAUGGCCCCCCCGAAGAUGCCAGCAGCUGGGCAGGAAUAACUCUUGGACAGCUGGUUAGAAACAACCCCUAUCACUUUGCAGCAUCCCCUUCACGUUCUCCACGGGGGACAUUGCCAGCAGCUGAGCCAGGGGGUGCAGGAACAGAGCUCGUGGGUGGUCUCCUGCCUAGGGUGUGGGCAGAACUUUUCCGAAGAGACGAGCAUCUCCUUGAUCCUGUGGUGCCCUGGCUGCGGCAGGAGCUGGAGGAAAUAUAUGGGACCAGGUGGUGGAUGGCGAGGAUUGCAGAGAGCAUCAUCCUGCAUGCUGUGUCCAUCUGUGGUCCAGUUGCGAAUAUCUUGGUCCAGGUGCUGCGGGACUUCCUCGAGGAACAUACAGAACCUCUGAUUCAUGGCACCAUCAGCAUCAUUGUUGACCAGUGCAGUGAGGAGGCUCACAGGCUGCUGCACUCCCCUGCUGUCCCAGAGGAGGACAGCAGCUCUGUGGCCACCGUCAGCAGCACCCAGCGCGGUACUCCCGCCCCCCAUUCAACCCCUGCCAGAAGCUCUACAAGCUCCAGCAUAACGCAAGCUGCUCUCGGCAGCCCCCACCCGUCUGCUCCCGUCCCUACAGACCAGGAAGAGCUGCUGGAGGCGGCGAGGGCAGAGGAGGAGGAGUUGGGGGAGGGAGAGGAGCUGUGGGAGCAGGAGGAGCUCGGGGAAGAGGCGGGGGAACCUGGCAGAGUGGAGGAAAAUAACUUUGAGGGCAUCCCCGGCAUCCAUCAGGGGGGUAUUCCCGCCCUCCACCCAGCCCCUGGCAACAGCCCUGUAGGCUCCAACGUAGAGGACCGACUCAGCACAUCGGAACCUGUGCUCCACAGCCCCCACCCCCCUGUUCCCGUUCCUGCAGAGCAGGAGGAGUUGGAGCAGGCAGCAGCGGCAGGUCCCUCUGCCCAAGGCGGCAGCCACAGCCCCUCCACUCCCAGCCGGGGCCGGGACGGGGACCCUUUCCGCAGGAGGCCUCGGCGUGCCCCAAGGAGGAGAGCUGCCAGUUUCUCGGACUCUCCCCAGCCCUCCGAGAGGCCACCCCAUCCGCAGCACUAGCAGGGCUUCAUUCAAG